Molecule: messenger RNA, 345 nt
Organism: Loa loa (African eye worm)
Lineage: Eukaryota; Metazoa; Nematoda; Chromadorea; Rhabditida; Onchocercidae
Exons: 3
Coding region: 1-345 (114 amino acids)
Source: RefSeq, a predicted model, not a curated record
AUGCCAACAUCUUGCCUUGUCCCGUGUCCCGUGAUUCAGAUAAGAAACGGUAAUGGGAGGAAGAGAGAAAUGGUUGAUGAAGAAAAGCGGUCGAACAAUGGAGUCCUCAAAAUGGCUGUCAAAAUUGCAGGCAGUCAGUAUUGUCGCCUCAGCCUGAGUAUCUCCCAGAGAUGGCAGAGAAAAGAUGUGAUGUACAUCUACCGAUAUGCUGAUAUGCAUAGUACCGAUAUGCUGCAUAGUUGCUUUUCUUUUUACCCCUGGCCUUCUCUAUCUUUUAUUUGCUCAGUUUUUCAUCAGUUUCAUCAACAGAACGGAAUGACUGAAGAAUGGUCAAAGUCAACUUAA